Moneuplotes crassus is the source of this 1759-nucleotide messenger RNA. The record is from the annotation of a GenBank genome assembly. Lineage: Eukaryota; Ciliophora; Spirotrichea; Euplotida; Euplotidae.
AUGUCUUCUCAUCAAGAGAUAAUAGCAAAUAAACGUUUUGAUUCGAUACAGGAAAGCAACCAAGAGGCUUCACUUGUAGAAUCAGAUCUUAGUGGGUAUAAUACUCCAAAGUUUAAUAAGAGUAGUACCGUAAACACUGCAAUGACUUCAACAGCUCUUACGUUCUCUAGAAGUCAGAACAACAAUGAAACAAAUCAUUUAGAGCAGAAUUUCCAACAUUUUGAGUCACUUAAGAAUCUUGAUAAAGAGGAGCAAUUACCUCCAGAAGCUUUAGUUGACUUCCAAAGACAGAUUAAUGUGGGUCAUAAACCUCAAACUAAAGAGGGCAAAAUCUUUUCUCCAUCAAGUAGAAAGCAAAGAUUUGAGACUUGAAAUGUUAACCAGAAAUGUCUUGAAGCUCCUAUAACUGCAAGGAAUAAUGUCAUUGUUCCUGAAUUUCAUCUGUCUAAACCCAAAUUCAAGAAGUUAUUAAGAGUAAAAUCAAACGACAGCCUGAUUCCUCCAAAGAUGAAAAAGUUUAUCAGCAUUGAUAAAAUUAAACUUAGCCAAGAAGAUCCAGAGAAAUUCUUCAAGGAAAAUUCCAAACCUCUGGGGAAGAAGAUGGAAGAGGGAGAUAAUUCUAAAUUCAGGCUCUCUAGGCAGUUCAUGGACUUCUUAUCUGCAUCAGAGUUUAACAACAAAUGAUCUAUCCAUCCUGGGACUCAUAGAUCAAGAGAUAAGAACCAGAAAACGACAGGGGCUAAUGGUUCGUACCUGAAGAACUCCAUGAAACUUAAGCUUCCAAUGAAACCUUCUGGGAGUUCUAAACACAACAUAGCAGGAAGUAGUCAGAGGAAAUGAACUUUGCUGAGUAAAAUAUACCCAAAAGAAGCCCAACUAGAGCAUUCUAGGAAAAAGCCCCAUCGAACAAGGAGCCAUGACCCUACUAGCUGCAUGCGGAUUAGAGGAAGCAUCCAAGUUGAAGAGAAUACUCAAAAGUUUUCUAUUGAUUUUAAACCUAGGACUAACAGCGAGAGGAGGAAGAGGAUCAGGACUGACGCUAAUGUAAUCAAGCCUAACUUCUUGCCAAAGAUUCAUUCUCAGAGGACUUUGAUCAUCCCUAAAGAGAAGAAACUUAAAUGAAAUAAAAUUAAACUUAUGAAUCUUAACUUUCAGGAAAAAUUGAAGCGUAACCAGGAUGGUAAACCUGAAAUAGUCAUGGAGCCUCAUUUUCAAUCUGCUCUCUUCAAUAUUUUACCUCCUGGAACGCCUUUUGAUAGCCAUAUGGUUUUGAGUCCGAUGAUGAGCAAAAUGUGAAGUCCUGAGAGAAACUCAUUUGCAGACUCUUGUGCAAAAGUUAGCAAAUGUAUGAGAACCAAUGAGAAAAAUAUUAUGAUGAAGCAAUUUAGUGAAAAGAAGCCUCCACUUAGAGAUCAAAGAUAUCCGUCUACCAGAGUUUCAAGGAAAAUGUCUUCAAGAAAUCUAAAGCAUCAUGAAAAAUACAGGUUUGAUGCAUUUUCACAAGAGGCUAAAGAGCCUUUAAACCGAAUAGAAUCUAAUGGAUCUCUUCUGAGAAAUAGUCGGUUUAGUUAUUCACAUAAUACUGUGCGUCAGGAAUCCACUCAAAAUCCCCAACAGGCUCAAAAGACUCAAAAGUUUGAAAACCCUUUUAACGUUCACAAGAAGAAGCCUAAGAUAAUGAUAAAGCUAUUAUCAAAGAAGAUGAUGAAGAAGAAGUCUGGAUAAAAAUAAUUAUGUUGAUGAUCUAAUGAAUAUUCUU